Molecule: messenger RNA, 867 nt
Organism: Caenorhabditis angaria
Lineage: Eukaryota; Metazoa; Nematoda; Chromadorea; Rhabditida; Rhabditidae
Source: the annotation of a GenBank genome assembly
AUGGAAAGAAAGAACUCUAAAUCGAAGACCACUAAACAAAGUCCUGUUAUAAGACAGACUUCGCGGCCACGAGUCUCAGUACCAGAUGACGUCACAAGUAUCGAAGACGUUGAACUUCGAUUAUUGGAUGAAGCCACGUUACAAAACGAGAAAAAAGAAGAAGAGUUUAUGGGAAACGAUUUAACAGCGGAAGAUUUGUAUAAUCCGACUGGAAAAAUACUUUCUCGAGAACCUUCUCCAAAUAGAGCUGUGAGUUUUGUUUUUUUUUUUACUAAUUUUUGGCUGAGUCGGAUAAGACAUUUCACGCAAAUGAGAAUACUUCACUUGCGUGAAAAUAUCAAUAUACAACUCUGGCCUUUUCUACGAUUCAUCCCAACUCUUUCGAAUUUUCAGGGACCCAGUAAACCAAAAUCUUUGUGUCGAACCAAAUCAAAAACCAGCAAAGAUGAUGAGUUGCCAGAUGAUUUAACACCACAGGAUGAAUUUGCACCAACCACAACCGGCGGAGAAGGAGAUGAUGAAGAGGAUUUGGCUGGACCAUCUCAUCGUCUUCAUCAAUAUAGACAUCGACGAAAAGAGGGACCAUCGCCAAAUAAAAGAUUGUCAUCAUCACCAGCGGUGGCGAAAAUCGCGCGAAAAAGUUCGGGUUCUGGUUCGAGUUCGCCGAAGAAACCGGACGUCAAGCCGAAACCGCAACGCAAAUCAAGUCGCCUUAAUUCAACUUCUGCUGCUCCGGAAGAUGAUGGCGAUGCUGACGAGGAGGAACUUCUCACUCCCGAUUCAAGCAACAAAAACCACCAAGACCAUCGAAGAAGUGAAUUUAAUUCCCACGAGGAGAAAAAACUAAUAAUAAUCACUAAAAAUUGA